GUUGGAGGGAAUCGAAGAGAAAGGAUUCGUCGACUGGCGGGCCUAGUAUUUUAAAACAGCUACUCCCAGUUCUCCACGUUCAGGCUGGUGCUGUGCUGGACACUGAUCCAUUCCCCUGGAAGGCCCAGUGUCCAUAUUAAGUGAUUUGCAUCUACGUACAUGAAAACCUGCAUUUUACUUUUUCGACUGUGACUGGGGUCUGACUUGCUGCGCCUUCGGACUUUUUCCCUGCGGGACUAAACCCACGUGACCCUAUACAUCACGUUGCAGCGAAUACCACCGAGCUGGGUCGUUUGCUACUAUAUUAACCGGGGUUGUAGGCACUUUUGGAUGCGUCUGGCUGUGGAGUUUGUCAUGGUUCUUCCCUCGCCAGAUAAUCAUCAUCGCUCGUUCUUAAUCUACCCGACAAAUGACAAAGCCCAAUUUCCUAGAGCUCCCAUUAGGAGCCCGGCUCGUCUAUCUCGCCGAAGGCGGUGCCAAUGUUAUCUACCGAAUUCUUUCUCCGGCAGAAAUGGACGUUGGUCCGACAAAUGACCUUCCGAUAGCUGUUUCCAGCUCACCAUCCAAUGCAUUGGAUACUUUCCAUGUCCCAGCCAAAUUCAAGGGCAAGUUGCUCCGGCUUCGAAAAGACACGAGCGCAGGGAUCUCCUAUCAAGAAAUUGCGCGCAAUUUUGAUCGAUGUAUACGUCCUCUUUUCAAACCAGAAGAGCUGGUUGACCAGGAGCUGGUGUAUCUCCCAAAAGGGCUUGUACAUCUCUGCAACGAACAGCUGCAGGCAGCGGAGCGGAACGGCCAGCGUCCAAAACGACGCCAAGGAGUGUACCUCUCCACGAUCGAGCCAUUCGGGCUCCUCAUAACAGACAUGACCACAUUUAGCUGUCCAGGGACAACACUCUCCGAGUUGAAACCUAAAUGGCUUCUCCAAUCUCCAUCCGCACCACCUAACUCUCGGAGAUGCCGAACAUGCGCUCUCCGCGACAAGAAAAACCAAAAAGCGCGCAAAAAAGGGGUGGCGGGAGAGGAAUCCUUCUGCCCGCUGGACUUGGUAUCUGACAGAUUUGACAACGUGCUUCGUGCGGCCCAAUUUGUGAAGGGGUGCAAAGAUCGGGCGCGGCUGGCAAAGGUACUCUAUCGCAAUGGUACGCUGCAGAGGCUCUUGACACAUCAGAAAACCUUCCAAGAUGUGGGGCUCCAUGGCCCACCACCGACCUCUCGAGAGAAGUCGCUUGCGAUGACUCUGCGAGACUGUACCAUGUUCAUCAGGAUGCCACGCGACGAUUCCGGACGUGUGGAGAUCCGACUGGGGGAUUUGGAUCUCAAGACAGGGGCGGGAGGGAAAGCCCAGUAUUGGCUGGACCUGGAGCAGCAGUUGAUCAUGGAAGACUGGUACGCAGGGGCCAAGCGCAAUGUAUCCGAGAGCGAGUGCGCUCAGCAGAGUCCACGGGCACAUUCACAAUCGUCCAUAUAAGCCUCACCUCAUCUACAUCCUGCAGCUGCAAUAGCAGUAACAACGAACCGGGGAUUACAGCACCCUGUUCAGUUCACCCGGGGCCUGUUUUGGUCGCCGUAAUGAUAGACGGCCCCUUUUAUUUUUUUGAUUACCUUCAAGACCUUAAUACUGGUUUGUCUAUAUUUCGUCUUUAUUUCUUCAUCGCCGCAUAUGUAUUGGGUGGAAACGUCUGGCAACGAGUUUGAUGCAUUUCGGUUCCGGUCCUGGCUGGGUUGUCUGUUCGCUAUUUGCUGUACACUAGGAAUCGCCUUUCACUAUAGCAUCAUUGAUUAAUGUAUACACUUACGACAUA
Molecule: messenger RNA, 1802 nt
Organism: Aspergillus ibericus CBS 121593
Lineage: Eukaryota; Fungi; Ascomycota; Eurotiomycetes; Eurotiales; Aspergillaceae
Product: inositol-pentakisphosphate 2-kinase
Exons: 2
Coding region: 410-1468 (352 amino acids)
Biological process (GO): inositol phosphate biosynthetic process
Cellular component (GO): nucleus
Molecular function (GO): ATP binding; inositol-1,3,4,5,6-pentakisphosphate 2-kinase activity
Source: RefSeq, a predicted model, not a curated record